Annulohypoxylon truncatum is the source of this 1688-nucleotide messenger RNA. RefSeq names its product OTU-domain-containing protein. NCBI's taxonomy places the organism in Eukaryota, Fungi, Ascomycota, Sordariomycetes, Xylariales, Hypoxylaceae. Gene Ontology annotation, molecular function: cysteine-type deubiquitinase activity. Gene Ontology annotation, biological process: endoplasmic reticulum unfolded protein response; protein deubiquitination. Bases 587 to 1651 code for a protein of 354 amino acids. The record is from RefSeq and is a predicted model, not a curated record. Gene Ontology annotation, cellular component: cytosol; nucleus. The transcript has 2 exons.
GAUAAGAUUCACACUAAUUCACCGAGACCCCGGCUAUAACUCCAAAGAGAACCGGAUCUAAAGUCUUUCGUCGACUCCGGAUACGUAAUGGAGGGGUUUUUUGAUCAGCUCCUCUCUCCCACAUAACACUACCACAUCCACCACAUCCACAACAUACGUCCACCACACAUACACGGCAUACGCUACCUUCUGUCUACCUUAGUAUAUGUCGGCAGUACCUGCGGUUGGCUUGAUGAUCUUGCAUUGCGUGUAAAUAGAGCGGGUCUCGAAGGGUUUCGGUCGCGAAGAGAGCGUUGCUUUUGAAAUUGAAAUCGAAAUCGGUUUGGCCGUCCGAGCUACCAAGCUACCACUAACACCAGAAUACUAGGUAAUAAAAUAAUCUUGUUGAACAAGUCCAGAUUCUCUAUCUUGUCUUUUGUAAACCGAGUUCGAGUUCCAUCCCGAGUCUCACCCCCAUUCACUCGCCUACCCAUCACUCCGUCACCCAUUCAUACCCGUACACGUACAAAUACAUAUCUACAUAUACAUCAACCCUACCACCUCCUUCCUUUCCUUCCGUUUCUAUACUCAUCUACUCCUCCAAACCAUGAAGAUCCGAUACAGGGCCCCCUCUGGGCCAGGUGCUCUAGAGCUUGACGAUGAUGCCACCGUGAACCAGCUUCUUGAAGCUCUCAAGUCUAGUACUGGGCUGGACGAUUUGACGGUCAAGUAUGGCUGGCCGCCAAAGGCACUGAGCACGGAUGAGGGUGGCGUCUCCCUGCAGUCGCUGGGCCUCCACCGCGAGAUGCUCACUAUCGCACCUCUGGAAAAAGCCUCCACGGUAGCUAAGGAGGAGCCUCAAGCUAUUAUCCCUGAUUUGGAUUCAUCUGAAGGCAAAGGCCGAGGCGUCAAGGACCAGCAAAUCAGCGUCUUCAUGCCCGAGAGUAAUUCUACCCUAGGUAGGCAGCCCGAUUUGUUAAAAUAUCUGCGCAUUUUUAGUAAAGCGAUCCAAACUGACGUCGUGCGUUUACCCGUAGUCCUUCGAGUUAUGCCCGAUGACAACAGCUGUCUAUUCACAGCCGUCGGUGGCGCUUUGCGUGGUUAUGGCUCCGAUCCCGAUAAGUUCUUCGAUGCCGUCGCGCUUCGCCGUAUUGUUGUCGACCACAUCCGCGCCAACCCGGAGAAGUAUAAUGCCGUCAUCCUUGGCAAGAGCCCGGAAGCGUACUGUAACAACAUGCUGCGGCCCGACGUGUGGGGAGGCGACAUUGAGCUCUCUAUCAUGUCCGAGGUCUUCCAGCUCGAGAUUUCCGUCGUCGACGUCAAGACGGGAAACGUAUACCGAAUCGGCCAGGGGAACGACUACGAGAUGCGUUGCGUCAUCGUGUACUCCAACAUCCACUACGAUCGCGUCGCCGAGAUCUUUGUCGAGGGCCAGGGGUCCAUGGAAUUCGACGUCGCGCGCUGGGCUGUGGACGGCAGCGAGCACAUCAUCAAGCACGCCCAGGAAAUGUGCAAGAAGCUUAAGGAAGAGUACCACUAUUACACCGACACCUCUGAUUUUGUCGUUACGUGCAACGAGUGCGGCUGGUUGGGACAGGGCCAGAAAGCCCUCGCCGAGCAUGCGAUCCAGACCGGUCAUACGGACAUUAGCGAGAUCAAGGAUAACUCGUAGUCAGUCCGUCAUAGGUGCCUGUCCUUUGCAUGCCCUG